Misgurnus anguillicaudatus (oriental weatherfish) is the source of this 693-nucleotide messenger RNA. Lineage: Eukaryota; Metazoa; Chordata; Actinopteri; Cypriniformes; Cobitidae. The record is from RefSeq and is a predicted model, not a curated record.
CAUAUCUGUCUCUGUCACAUGAACACAGAUGACUUCUUCUUUAGUUUAUAACAUUUAAGAAAGAGACGUCUAUGCAACACUGCUCUCUGUAUGCAUCCUGUCACAUGACCAACAGACACACAGACACACAGACAGCACACACCUUGCAGGAUGUCGAGUUCUUUAGUCGUGUGUGAGGUGGACGCAGUUCUGCAGGAGAAACUCAAGAAGUUUCGCUUUCGUAAGGAAACAACGAACGCAGCCAUUCUGAUUAAGAUUGACAUGGAGAAACAGCUGGUGGUUAUGGAGGAAGAGUAUGAGGAUAUUUCUCUGGAUGCGAUCAGAGAGGAACUUCCAGAACGUCAACCUCGAUUUAUAGUUUAUAGUUAUAAACUGACCCACGGGGACGGCAGGGUCUCAUACCCUCUCUGUUUCAUCUUCUCCAGUCCUGUGGGCUGUAAACCAGAGCAACAGAUGAUGUACGCGGGGAGUAAGAACAGACUCGUGCAGUCAGCAGAUCUUACUAAGAUUUUUGAGGUUCGUAAUCCAGAUGACCUGACAGAGGAUUGGUUGAAGGAGAAAUUGUCAUUUUUCCGCUGAAAACAGCAUCAUGAAGUGAUUUUAAAAUGAAGCACAGAUCAGAGUUUAAACAUGUUUUUAUGUUGUAAGAUUAUUAUCAGAAUAAACUUCAACAGGUCUUAUUCUUUUAUUAAA